AUGACCCCCAACCUUCAAGUGAAUGGACCACAUGGUGCACUUUACUGCCUCUCUAACAACGGCUGGACAAACUCGGAGCUGUUUUUGGAGUGGCUAGCUCACUUUAAAAAACACUCACACCCUACACCCGAGGAUCCUGUUCUUCUAAUCCUGGACAAUCACAACAGUCAUAUAUCCAUACCGGCCUACAAGUUUUGCAAAGACAGCAACAUUCAUAUGAUAUCUUUGCCCCCUCACACGUCCCAUCGGCUUCAGCCACUGGACCUGACUUUUUUCGGUCCAUUGAAAAACGCCUUGUAUAGAGAAUAUGAUCUUCAUCUAAUGCGAUCCGGUCAUGAGAAGAUAACCGAGUAUGAUGUUGCCGGACUCCUUAAUCAAGCUUUUAUAAAGGUAGCUACCAUGUCUAAUGCUGCGUCAGGCUUCCGUUCUGCUGGGAUUUUCCCUUUCAACCCUGAUAAGUUUUUUGACAACGGAAUGGCUGAAAUGCGCGACUUGCCUAUCCCUCCAGUAGAAGGAGUUCCAGAGCAUGAAAUGCCUACACCAACUAGGAUCACUGUUUGUCCAGAAAAAACACUCCCUUCCACAAGUCAAGUGUCAACACCAUCAACUUUCGGAAGUCCUCAGUCAACUGCAAUUGCACCAAGUCUUUUUGAUGAUCCGUUACCGUGCACAUCGACCAAAGCUUCCAACUCCUUUCUGGCAUACGCUCCUUUCUUGAGUUCAAAUAAGAAGGUUUAUAAGCCUGCAAAUCAGAAAAAACCCAGGGAAAAAACAACAUUCAGAAAUUCUAACUAG
This is a messenger RNA of Homalodisca vitripennis (glassy-winged sharpshooter), 795 nucleotides long. Its product is annotated as MFS-type transporter clz9-like. Gene Ontology annotation, cellular component: nucleus. Gene Ontology annotation, molecular function: DNA binding. The record is from RefSeq and is a predicted model, not a curated record. The transcript has a single exon. Bases 1 to 795 code for a protein of 264 amino acids. NCBI's taxonomy places the organism in Eukaryota, Metazoa, Arthropoda, Insecta, Hemiptera, Cicadellidae.